GAAUUCAUAUCGGAAUCUUUGAGAGGAACUACUCCCAACGCGUUUGAUCGCGUGGUCCUGAUACAUAAUGUUGGCUUAAUGAGCGAUGUUUCCCAAACUCUAAACGAUAUAUUGGACCUGAACGUCUGGAGAGAAUUCUACGAUCUAAACAUGUUUGUACCUGCCGUAUUAAACGCGGUGGUCAUGAAUACGUUUACUAGUAAAACUAUUAACAAGAUGAUUAUCAAUAUUUCAUCCUCGGUAGCUAUUGAAGCGCGCGUUUGUAUGGGCCAAUAUUGCUCGGUAAAAGCGGCACGAGAAAUGUACUUUAAGGUCUUUGCUUUUGGAAAACCCAGAUGUUGACGUGCUAAGUUACUCACCGGGACCUAUUGACACGGAUAUGUACAAAAUAGUAUGCGAAAAUAUGGCUGAUUCAAAAUC
Molecule: messenger RNA, 420 nt
Organism: Wasmannia auropunctata (little fire ant)
Lineage: Eukaryota; Metazoa; Arthropoda; Insecta; Hymenoptera; Formicidae
Product: sepiapterin reductase-like
Exons: 2
Coding region: 79-342 (87 amino acids)
Biological process (GO): tetrahydrobiopterin biosynthetic process
Molecular function (GO): sepiapterin reductase (NADP+) activity
Source: RefSeq, a predicted model, not a curated record